Molecule: messenger RNA, 652 nt
Organism: Haliotis rufescens (red abalone)
Lineage: Eukaryota; Metazoa; Mollusca; Gastropoda; Lepetellida; Haliotidae
Product: perlucin-like
Exons: 5
Coding region: 54-533 (159 amino acids)
Molecular function (GO): signaling receptor activity
Source: RefSeq, a predicted model, not a curated record
UACUCGCCAGUGCAUCCUAUGACACGCUAACCGCCAGCAUCUCAACUGCAACAAUGAAUGUGUUCUCUGGUGUUGCGCUUCUACUGUUGGGCUCUUCCAUGCUCCUGUACGCAGAGGGCACGAAGUGCACAGGCGGAUUCCACAAGCAUGGAAAUUCUUGUUAUUGGCUCUCGAACAUAAAAGGAACAUUUGCAGAAGCGAGGUCAAUCUGUCGCUUCCUGGGCAGUGAUCUGGUCGCCAUCACCAGUCACACCGAGGAUGCCUUUGUCAGAGGGUAUGCGACCCAGCGGGGAAAAGCUGAAAGAUACUACCUGGGGGGCACCGACCUCGGCCUGGAGGGACGCUGGAUAUGGACGGGAAACAAGCCCUUUACUUACACCAACUGGGAACCAGGGCAACCAACUAACUACAAAAAUAAUGAACACUGUCUCGAAGCUUACAAAGAAAUUACGUACAAUACCAUUCACAGAGAGAAUUCACAUAUCGUUAUACAGCUGUGGGAGACAAGCAAAUACAUAAAGCACAAUUUCUAAAAUAAUCCUGUACAAUUAGUCGUUCACCCUUGUGUCCACUUACCCAAGAUUAUCACUGUGAUUAUGCAUGUAAAUUGAAGUAUAAAACGAACUGGUGUAAAAAUAAACAUUAGCUGCCA